UUAGAUGAUGGUAACUGGUACCGUGCUUUGGUGAAAAACAUUACUUCAGAUGAAACUGUUAAAGUAUGCUUUGUGGACUACGGAAAUGUUGAGGAAGUACCACUGGAUAAAAUACGGCAUAUCUCAUCCUCAUUCCUAAAACUUCCAUUUCAAGGAAUUAAAUGCUGGCUCUCAGGUAUAAAGCCUGGUAAUAGCAAAUGGAUUCCAGAAGCUACAGCAAGAUUUCAUAUGUACACUGCAGGGAUAAAGCUUCAAGCCAGAGUAACUUCCCUUUCCAAAGAUGGGGCAGGUGUAGAGCUUAUUGACAAUUCUUCAGGUCAUCCAAAAGUGAUCAAUGAGAUACUAACUUCUGAAAAAUUGGCUGUAAAGGAAGUUCUACAAGAUAAAAAUAACUUUCCAAACAAGUCUGUUGACAAAAAAGAAACCUCACUUGGCAACUGGAAGGUGAUUGAAUUGGCUAUAGAUGAAACCGUAGCUGUCUGUGUAACAGAGGUUGUAAGCCCAGACUUGUUCUAUGCUGUACCAAUUCAAACUAAAGAUCAAGAGAAGCUACAUAGGCAGUUGAUGGAACUAGAAGGCUAUUGUAAAUCUUGUAAGAACCAGCCCUUCAAACCAAAACUGGGUGAAGCCUGUUGUGCCAGGUUUUCAGGUGAUGGUCGUUGGUACAGAGCUGUUGUUCUAAAAGCUUCUCAGUCUGCAGUGAAAGUACUAUAUGCAGACUAUGGGAACACAGAAACUUUACCACUUUCAAACGUGCUGCCAAUCACUGAUUCCUACUUAAAGCUGCCUUUUCAGACAAUUACAUGUUCACUUGCAGGAAUAGAGAAAGCUGAGUGGUCUCCAUUAUUACUUGACAAGUUGAAAGAAAUGUUAUUGAAUAAAUACGUCACAAUUACAGUGAAAGGGAUUAAUGGAAACGUUAAUGUAGUAACGGUGGAGAAACUUUCUGAAAAUGGUAGUCUGAAUGUAGCUGACAAACUGGUAAUGGAAGGUUUGGUCAAAUCCUGCAGGGCUGAAAACUUACAUACUGAACAUCAAGGCAAUGGAGGUGAGACCAAAUGCUGCUGCACAGAAUUAAAAAUGCAAGUAAGAUUCAGUCCAAGCUAAACUCACUUUUUUACAUUUCCAGAAUUUAAAAUAAACCCUAUGCGGGAAGCAAAUGAGAGUAGGGAGAUAAUAGCGAACCGAAACAUCAAAGAUACGCAAAGUGAAUAUCCUGACACUUCUUCUCAGUUUGUUUUAUACAUG
This is a messenger RNA of Pelecanus crispus (Dalmatian pelican), 1248 nucleotides long. NCBI's taxonomy places the organism in Eukaryota, Metazoa, Chordata, Aves, Pelecaniformes, Pelecanidae. The record is from RefSeq and is a predicted model, not a curated record.